UCCAGUCUUCUCUUCUGGUAUUGCCUUUUGCCGUUUCGAAGCUUGAGUUGCCAAAUGCAGCGUUCGCAUACGAUUUCAGCCUCCGUCCAACUCGCUCCCGCUCCCGCUCCAGCUGCUGGUGCUAGUGCGCCGAGCAUGCUGAGUCGCAUGCAAUUCACGGAUGCAGUGCGCAGUAUUGCUGCUGAUCUGGACGACAUUAUGCGCGGCAUCUACGCGUCUGCAGACUCGUUCAUUCUGGCGCAACGGCAGUCUGCGUAUGCCCUCCUGAACAGCGGCAAUCUCGACGACGACGACGACGACGAGAGCGACCUCAUGUCCCGACUCACAAGCCCAAGCUUGGGCAGUGCGCCUGGGUUGGUGAACAGUGCCCGCGUCAGUGUGGCUGGUGGGCAGCGCGGGAGUGCCCGCUCGCAGAGCCUCUCGACUGGUCAAGAAAGGAAGGUUGCAACUCGCCCCGUGAUGACGAGCACCAUCCCGACUGCUGCAACUGCGAGUACAAGUGCGAGUACGAAUACGAAUAGGGAUACGAAUACGAAUACGAAUACGAAUGCUGCGGAGACUGCGAUGCCGUCUGGAAUUGGCCUGGGGACGACUGAGAGCAACCUUCACUCUCACGAAGCUGCUCAGACGACCGAUUCGAUGCAUGCCAUCAAGCGCGCUCGACGGACGAGCGAUCGACUGUUACUAGAGUCCUUCUUCUCGUUGAAGUUUGGCGACUCGGUGAUGGACGGACUCGCACCGGUUGCCGAGCAACACGGCGACGCGCCAUCCGCUGCUGAUCCUGUUGACGUUGUUGACUUCUCUGAGAUGAUUGAGCCAAUCGUUUCAGAGCAAGAUUCCCCGUCCAACGACGACGCGGCGGCUCGGAAUGAUCCGGAUGCUGAAGGCGAUGAAAUUGAGGCCGCGGUCCAAGCCGAGUUGCGCAAACUCGAGGCCGAGUAUGGCGUGACCAUUGGCGAUCAAGAUCCGAUUGAUGUGUCCAACGAACCAGCAGAAGCAAAGCCAGAACCCCUGUACGCCGCUGUCAAUCGCACCAAUCAAGCAAGUUCUCGUUCAAGCGAGGUCGCGAAUUCGGACUAUGAUUUCCCGCAAGAUCAUCCCUACGCUUCUUUGAUCGAAGUCCGCCCCAAUCCUGCUCUGGGAGGCCGGCAUACUUCCGCCAUUUACGAUCGAGUGGAAGUUCGAGUCAACCCUCACCUUCAACGUGUCGGCAAAGUGAUACAGGAGUACGCAAACCUGUCCAACAAAUCCAUUCAGCCCGACCCAGCCGACCCGCCAGCCGAUCCAGCCGACCCGCCAGCCGAACUGACGAGCUCGGGAUCGCUUUCAUUCAAGCAGUUGCCCAAACCUCCACCGGCGCCCGCUGCAAUGGGGAGCUCGAACGCUACUUCUCAGAUAGCUGCCGCCACCGCAGCCGCCGGUGGUAGCAUACCGAGCUCUGAAGCUCGCCCCGCUGCCAAGAGCUCGUUCACACAGACUUCCAAGAGCAAAGAUGCCGAAAAGCCAAAGGGGAAGUUUACAAUCACUCCAGUCACAGAUUUCGUCAAACAAAUGGCCUUCAAACGCAUGAAGAGCCGAAACAAUGUUGCCCAGGGACUCGUCUCGUUCUUUUCCAAAACCACGACAAGCAAAAACACACCCGAGGGCCGCACAAUCGCCCACUUUUUGGAAUGCACACGAGAGAGCAAGGACACGACUGCGCAAAUGCUCUGUUCGAAUGUGCGCCAAUUCGUUGAUGGCAUGACCAACUAUAUUGUCGACAAACGAGGUCGCGAUGUCGAGGGCAUUGUUGCCAAGUUUGCCAAGGACCCUGCGAUUAUGAUGUUGAACGUGGAUGCCAUUAUCGAAGGCGCACUUCAGCAAAGCAUUAUUGCGCCCCUCAAGCCUUACAUUUGCCGUCGUCUCAUGACUGAGCUGCAAAUCAAAGGGUCGAUUCAGCAGUUUGCCGCAAACAGCCGCGAAAUCGCAAUGCAAACCCCGGCCCAAGUCGGAAUUCGGGACAAAUUCGUGCCUGCCGCUGGAUGGGGACCAGCGAUCGCUUGCCUUCAGAAAAUGUAUCGCGUGACGCUGCCGCUGCGGAAGCUUGAAUACCUGCUUGCCACCGUGACGUCCAUCCACAGUCUUAUCCAAGAAUCCGCGCCUGCAGCGUCGGAAGGAGCUGGGUCAAAUGAGCCAUUUUCUGUCGUCCUCGGAGCAGAUGACUUUCUGCCGAUUUUCAUCUAUGUUCUUGCGCUGUCUGGCCUCGAUACUGCGGAAGUCGAGGCCGAGUACAUGUGGGGUCUCCUGGAUCCUGCCCUGUUGACCGGCGAAGGCGGGUACUACCUGACGGUGCUGAGCAGUGCAAUCCAUGUUGUCAAAACGUUGCAAGCUGCCCAGCCACUGGCUGCACCCCCCUCGGAGGCCAUUGCUCUGGCCGCCAGCGCAGCAACAUCCAGCAGCAAGAAUACCGUACCAGCACGCGCGCCCCGCGUCGCCGACAUGCAGGGAUUUCUUCGAGUGUACUUUUCCGACGACGACCUGCGCGUAUUCAAGACCCUGCCCGUCCGACCGCUCACCUCUGCGCGAGAAGCGAUUACGCUCAUCGUAGAAAAGAUGCGACUGCCGCCGGGGCGCUAUGGCUUGUUUGAGCUGCGAAAUGGUGUUGAGUUUGGUCUGGAGGAUUCUCAGCAGCCUCAAGCUGUGAAAGGCAACUGGCCCCUUGAAGGCAGCGAUGAUUUGUAUCAGAUCAUCUUUCGUCGAUUGCGCGACUAGGCCAUCAUCGAGAGUCGUACUUUUGCGUCCACUGGUCGAUUGGUCUGAGAAUACAUCUAUUCGAGG
Messenger RNA from Capsaspora owczarzaki ATCC 30864, 2817 nucleotides. RefSeq lists its product as hypothetical. The transcript is spliced from 11 exons. Gene Ontology annotation, biological process: vesicle-mediated transport; signal transduction. Bases 55 to 2751 code for a protein of 898 amino acids. Gene Ontology annotation, cellular component: endocytic vesicle; cytosol. The record is from RefSeq and is a predicted model, not a curated record. Gene Ontology annotation, molecular function: guanyl-nucleotide exchange factor activity; small GTPase binding. Lineage: Eukaryota; Filasterea; Ministeriida; Capsasporidae.